AUGGAUAUGACUGUGAAAGAGGGGUCGGCGCAAAGGAAAUCAGGAUACAGUGUCGCGGUCAUCGGAAGUAUGACCCAACCUGUGAUGGACGGUGGUGCUGGUGGAUCCAAGGAUUUAUCUCGCCGUAAAGAUACCAAUACAAAGAGCUUUGUGAGGAAGAAAACUAUGGUUGAGAUGCUCCCUUUCUGGGAUGAUGAUGAUGUAAAAGAUGCAAAGGUUGAGAACAUUUUCAAUGUUGUGUUUGAUAGAGGCUGGAUGUGGGAAAAUAGUCACUGGCCAGUUGUUGGUGUUAAUGUCUCCAAGAAUCUGAAUGAAGAAUCACGUUAUGUGAAGUCUGAAAUAGGAUAUGUGAAGUUUGAAAAUCUCAGCCUUUACAUGCAUGGAGAAAGCCGGAAGAGGUCUCGUACUGUUGAAGAAGAUUCAGUGUCAUUGAUUAAAGGCCCUGUUGUUGAUAAGGUGGCAACUAUUGAGAAGUCCAUAGUGGCUGUGAAAGGUGGAGAGAAAGUGGCUUUGAAAGAUGGAGAAUAA
Molecule: messenger RNA, 528 nt
Organism: Arabis nemorensis
Lineage: Eukaryota; Viridiplantae; Streptophyta; Magnoliopsida; Brassicales; Brassicaceae
Source: the annotation of a GenBank genome assembly